AUGAGUGUCUCUGAGCUGAGCCCGACCAGAGCCCUGGGCAGUGUCUCUGGGCUUCUGCAGGUGGUCUCCCUGCUCGGCCUGGUUCUGCUUCUGCUCAAGGUGGCACAGCUCUACCUGCGCAGACAGUGGCUGCUCAAAACCCUUCAUCAGUUCCCAUCUCCUCCUCCCAACUGGCUCUGUGGGUACAAGCAGGAGGGGACAAUGGCCAUAGUUCUGAUCUACGACUCUGACUAUAUGAACGUGGUCCUGGGGAGGUCAGGGACAGGCUUGCUGCUGUUGGAGGGGCAGAUGUUGUUCCAGCACUGGUGGAUGCUGACCCCAGCCUUCCACUACGACAUCCUGAAGCCCUACAUGGGACACAUGGCCCACUCUGUCCAAAGGAUGCUGGAGGAGCUCAUCAGCCAGGACUCACAUGUAGAGAUCUUCAGACAUGUCUCCUUGAUGACCCUGGACACCAUCAUGAAGUGCACCUUCAGCUUCCAGUGCAGCAUCCAGACUGACAGGAACUCCAAGUCCUACAUCCAGGCUGUCAGGGAUCUCAACAAUGCAAUGAUCAAGGAGAGGAAGGCUCACCUGCAGAAGGAGGGAGAGCUGGAGAAGGUGAGGAGCAGGAGGCACUUGGACUUCCUGGACAUCCUCCUCUUUACCAGAAUGCAGAAGGGGAGCAGCUUCUCUGAUGUGGACCUCCAUGCCGAAGUGGACACGUUCAUGUUCAAGGGUCAUGACACCACAGCCAGCGGCAUCUCCUGGAUCCUCUAUACACUGGCUUCCCACCCUGUGCAUCAGCAGAGGUGCCAGGAAGAGAUCCAGAGCCUCCUGGUGGAUGGUGCUUCCAUCACCUGGAAUCAUCUUCCCCUAUCCUUUUACGGGCUUCAUCACAACCCAAAGGUGUGGCCAAACCUGGAGAUUGACGCAAGAAGUUUGACCCCAUCUGUCCUGGCCCUGGUGCUUUCUCUGCAGGUGUUUGACCCAUCCUGGUUUGCACCAGGUUCUACUCGACACAGCCAUGCCUUCCUGCCCUUCUCAGGAGGAUUCAGGAACUUCAUCGGGAAGCAGUUUUCCAUGAAUGAGUUGAAGGUGGCUGUGGCCCUGACCUUGCUUCGAUUUGAACUGGCACCAGACCCCUCAAGAGUCCCAGUGCCCAUUUGA
Molecule: messenger RNA, 1149 nt
Organism: Capra hircus (goat)
Lineage: Eukaryota; Metazoa; Chordata; Mammalia; Artiodactyla; Bovidae
Product: cytochrome P450 4A11-like
Exons: 10
Coding region: 1-1149 (382 amino acids)
Molecular function (GO): heme binding; iron ion binding; monooxygenase activity
Source: RefSeq, a predicted model, not a curated record